Messenger RNA from Solanum verrucosum, 2211 nucleotides. Its product is annotated as cullin-1-like. Lineage: Eukaryota; Viridiplantae; Streptophyta; Magnoliopsida; Solanales; Solanaceae. Gene Ontology annotation, cellular component: cullin-RING ubiquitin ligase complex. The record is from RefSeq and is a predicted model, not a curated record. Bases 1 to 2211 code for a protein of 736 amino acids. Gene Ontology annotation, biological process: ubiquitin-dependent protein catabolic process; protein ubiquitination. Gene Ontology annotation, molecular function: ubiquitin protein ligase binding. The transcript has a single exon.
AUGGCAAUGAGCGAGGUGAAGAUUAUUGAGUUUGAGGAAGGAUGGAAUUUUAUGCAAAAGGGAAUCACUAAAUUGAAGAAAAUUUUAGAAGGAGAAGAGCUUUCUUUCGACUCUAAAGAGUAUAUGAUGCUCUAUACAACUAUAUUUAACAUGUGCACACAGAAUAUGCCGCUGCCAAAUAAUAAUGAUUACUCACAACACUUGUAUGAUAAGCACAGGCAAUCAAUUGUAGACUAUAUCAAUUAUUCAGUUCUGCCCUCUUUACGAGAGAGACACGAUGAGUUCAUAUUGAGGGAGAUUGUGAAAAGAUGGGCGAAUCACAAAACUAUGAUUAGGUGGCUUUCACGCUUCUUCCAUUAUCUGGAACGAUAUUUUAUUGGUCGAAGAUCUCUACCUGGACUUGCUGAAGUUGGUCUGAUGUGCUUUCGUGAUCUGGUUUAUGAGGAGUUGAAGGAUAAAGCUAGAGAUGCAGUUAUUGUCUUGAUUGAACAAGAACGCGAAGGUGAGCAGAUUGACAGAGGUUUAUUGAAGAAUGUGCUUGAUAUAUUCGUUGGAAUUGGAAUGGGGAAUAUGGAGUAUUACGAGAAUGAUUUUGAAGAUGCAAUGCUUAAACAUACUGCAGCUUAUUAUUCUCGAAAAGCUUCAAGUUGGAUUGUGGAAGAUUCGUGUCCUGAUUAUAUGUUGAAGGCAGAGGACUGCUUGAAAAAAGAGAAAGAUAGAGUGUCUCAUUAUCUCCAUGUUGUUAGUGAGACGAAACUUUUAGAGAAAGUGCAAAACGAAUUGUUGGUUGUAUAUACGAAUGAGUUACUUGAGAAGGAGCAUUCUGGAUGUCGAGUAUUGCUUAGAGAUGAUAAGGUAGAGGAUUUAUCUCGAAUGUAUAGGCUAUUCCACAGAAUCGACAAGGGAUUGAAACCUGUUUCAAUUAUGUUUAAGCAGCACGUCGUUGCUGAAGGCAUGGUCUUAGUGCAACAGGCUGAAGAUACGACAAAUAGCAAGUCUGAAACUCCAUUCUUUGUUAGAAAGUUGAUUGAGCUUUACGAUAAGUAUAUGGCUUAUGUUACAAACUGUUUUGCUAAUAACUCUCUGUUUCAUAAGGCUCUCAAGGAGGCAUUUGAGGUGUUUUGUAAUAAGAUUGUAUCUGGUUGUUCAAGUGCAGAGCUCCUUGCUUCUUAUUGUGAUAAUAUUCUUAAAAAAGGUGGAAGUGAAAAACUCAGUGAUGAUGCUAUUGAGGAGACGUUGGAGAAGGUGGUAAAGCUUCUCGCAUACAUUAAUGACAAAGACCUUUUCGCGGAGUUCUGCAGGAAGAAGCUUUCUCGUAGAUUACUCUUUGAUAAAAGUGCGAAUGAUGACCACGAAAGGCUAAUCUUAACAAAGCUAAAGCAACAGUGUGGUGGACAGUUUACAUCAAAAAUGGAGGGAAUGCUGACAGACUUGACUUUGGCUAAGGAAAAUCAGAACAAUUUUCAAGAAUAUCUCAGCAACAACUCGAGUCCUGGAAUUGAUUUCUCUGUCACAGUUCUUACAAGUGGGUUCUGGCCUAGUUAUAAAUCUUGUGAUUUGAGUCUCCCUGUGGAGAUGGCUAAGUGUGUACAAGUCUUCAACGAAUUCUAUCAGACAAAAACGAAACACAGGAAAUUGACAUGGAUUUAUUCAUUGGGUACGUGCAACGUCAAUGGGAAGUUUGAUUCAAAAACAAUUGAACUGAUUCUGGGAACAUAUCAGGCUGCUGUUCUGUUAUUGUUUAAUUCGUCAGAUAGAUUGAGUUACUCAGAAAUCAAAAGUCAGUUAAAUUUGGCUGAUGAUGACUUGAUCAGAUUGCUUCAAUCCCUUUCAUGUGCCAAGUAUAAAAUUCUGAUUAAGGAGCCUAGUAAUACAACUGUUUCGUCAUCUGAUCAUUUUGAAUUCAACUCCAAGUUCACUGACAGGAUGAGACGGAUUAGGGUCCCAUUACCUCCUGUGGAUGAAAGGAAAAAGGUGGUCGAGGAUGUAGGCAAAGAUAGACGUUAUGCAAUUGAUGCUUGUAUUGUGCGUAUUAUGAAGAGUCGGAAAGUUCUUCCUCAUCAACAACUAGUAGCAGAGUGUGUUGAGCAUUUGAGCUCAAUGUUUAAGCCUGACUUAAAAGCAAUCAAAAAACAAAUGGAAGAUCUCAUCACUAGAGAUUACUUGGAAAGAGACCAAGAGAACCCAAAUUUGUUCAAGUAUUUAGCCUAA